GGGCCCGAGGAAGGGGCGGGCCGGUGACGUCACGGGCCGCCGGCCCAGGGAAGACGCCAAGAUGGCGGCGAACAGCUCUUCCGGCUUCGCGCAGGGCGCCGGCCCGCAGUCCAGCACCCAGCCUCCCACAGCCUUCCCUCUCCCGGCCUCGGGGGCCAGCUACUCCGUGCAGCCCGCUCCUGGUAUGGACCCCUCUGCGAACCUGGCCUUCGCCCCGGCUGCCCAGCCGUCCAGCCCUGGAGCUCCCGCGGGGUAUGGCUGCUACCAGCCCCACUCUGGCCAGGAGUUUGGUUAUAGCAGCCGACCCCAGGAGCCUGUCCCCGGGCCCAGCUCUGCACCCACCUAUCAGGACACUUACAGCUAUGGACAGUCGACAGUCACCAGGAGCUACGAGGACAGACAGCACUACGAUCCUGCAGCCUCGGACACGCUCUGCCAGCCAGGAACGAGCCCCCCAGGCUCUGGCGCGUCUGUGUAUCCGGCAGCCAGUGCUUACUACCCGCCGCCACCCACGCAGCCGCAGCCCUCGCCCCCCCCAGGGCCCUCUCAGCAGCUGCAGCCCCUGCCACCCCAGCAGCCUUCCCCACCACCGACGGCACCAGUGGGCUCAGCCCCAUGGGGUGGCCCAGGAAGCAGCCCUAGGGACAACUCUGCCAGCAGCUUCCCCGAGAAGUUCCCCAGCAGGCCACCGAAGCCCAAGGCGGGCCCCAGGCAGCCCCAGCUUCACUACUGUGACACCUGCAAGAUCAGCUGUGCUGGACCCCAGACCUACCGGGAUCAUCUGGAAGGACAGAAGCACAGGAAGAAGGAGGCGGCUCAGAGGACGGGUGUGCAGCCCAACGGCAGCCCAUGCGGGACGCCGGCGCAGCUGCACUGCGGCCUAUGUGCCGUGUCCUGCACUGGGGCAGAGGCCUAUGCUGCCCACAUCCGGGGAGCCAAGCACCAGAAGGUUUUCAAGUUGCACACCAAACUGGGGAAGCCCAUCCCCACCAUCGAGCCGACGCCCAGGAGCCCCGCCCGCAGCAGCAGACCUGAGGCCCCCCACAGUUGCCCAGCUGCAUACUCCAGGCAGGGCAGCCCUGGCCAAGAGACCUUUGGCCUCCAGCACUCCGAGGGAGGGGCUUUGGCCUGGCAACUGUGCUUCGCGUCUCAGGUGUGCAACGACGAGGGGAAAGUGAUCCGGUUCCACUGCAAGCUGUGCGAGUGGAGCUUCAACGACCCCAACGCCAAGGACAUGCACGUCAAGGGGCGGCGGCAUCGGCUGCAGUACAGAAAGAAAGUGGACCCCGACCUCCCCAUUGCCGCCAAGCCCAGCAGCAGGGUGCGGAAGCUGCUGGAGGAGCAGAUGAGGAAGGAGCGGCAGCGGGCCCAGCGGCGGCUGGAGGAGAUGCGCAACUGGUGCUCGGAGCUGAGGCACUACGAGGCGCGCUGCAGAAGGCCGGAGGAGGAGCCGCGGCCCCAGGACGAGGAGCCGCAAGCGGCCUCGCCCGACUGGGCCCCGUCGCCUACCACUCAGCGCAGCUCUGACAAGGGUGACCUCUCCCCACAGCCCAAGCGGCGGCCAGAGUCCAGUGAUGACCGGCACGUCAUGUGCAGGCACGCCACCAUCUACCCCACGGAGGAGGAGCUGCUGGCCAUCCAGAAAGCUGUGUCGCAUGCAGAACGGGCCCUCAAGCUGGUGUCUGACGUGCUGGCUGAGGAGGAGGAGGGAACAGCGCUGUGUCCUCACCCUCGGAUCCUGAAAGGCGUCAUGCGGGUGGGCAUCCUGGCAAAAGGCCUGGUCCUACGGGGGGACAGGAACGUGCAGCUGACCCUGCUCUGCUCAGAGAAGCCCACACACGCCCUGCUGCGGAGGAUCACUGAGCACCUGCCCCAGCAGCUCCUGAUACUGACGGAUGACAAGUACGAGGUCUCCUCUGACCCCGAAGCCAACAUCGUCAUCUCCUCCUGCGAGGAGCCCAGGAUGCAGGUCACCGUGUCCCUCACUUCUCCCCUGAUGCGAGAGGACCCCUCUGUGGACCGAGGAACAGAGGCGUCUCGGCCAGACCCAGGAGAUGUCCUGAGCCCAGAGAGGUGCCUGGAGUCCCUGGCCGCCCUCCGUCACGCCAAGUGGUUCCAGGCGCGAGCCAGCAGCCUGCAGCCGUGCGUGAUUGUCAUCAGGGUCCUGCAGGACCUCCGCCGGCGUGUGCCCAGCUGGGGGGCCCUGCCAGCUUGGGCCCUGGAGCUGCUGGUGGAGAAGGCUCUGAGCAGUGCGUCCAGAUCCCUAGGCCCUGGGGACGCCGUGCGGCGGGUCCUGGAGUGUGUGGCUGCCGGUGCACUCCUAACAGAUGGGCCUGGGCUCCAGGAUCCCUGUGAGAAAGAGCAAAGGGACGUCCUCGGGUCCAUGACCCUGCAGGAGCGGGAGGACGUGACGGCCAGUGCCCAGCACGCCCUGCGCAUGCUGGCCUUCCGGCAGAUCCAUAAGGUCCUCGGCAUGGACCGGCUGCCGCCCAGGAGCAGGCCCGGGGCCCGCUUCCGGAAGAGGCCCCGAGAGGCAGGCAUGGCCGAGGAGGGCGCAGGUGAGAGGAAGCGGGGCCGCCAGGGGGGCGCGGGGCUGGCCUGAGCUUGCGCCUCCCCCGGCCUUCAGGCACAUCUGGACAUGCACCCACACCUGCCACCGGCCCUCGCGGUGGACAGCGGCCUCCUCUGCAGUGAGGGUCUGUGGCUUCCGCCAACACUCGUGUUACACUCUCCCUUGGCCGCAGGCGCUGCCCCCCGCAGCCGGCCGGGGCAGCCCAGUGGCCCACACGCUGGCACUUCCUCUGGUCUCACACUCUUCCCGUACAAAGUGUGAGUCCACGACUGGCAGAGGCCUCCGGGGAGGGCGGCUGUGGGGAAGGCCGUGCGCAGCCGCUGUGAGCAGGCCUGCCCGGGACCAGGGACACCCCCGGGCCCCACCUCACCUGCUCGGCAGCCUGGGGUCUGCAGGUCAGGCACACGUGCGCCCUCUGCCCCUCCCGCCCAGCACCGCCCCCACCUGAGUGCCUUCUGCAGGGGGCUGCUCUGUCACGGGCUCUGUCACCCCGCAAGGCCUGGGCUUCUCCUUCAGUUCCUCCUGAUGCUGUCCCAGUAGGGCCUGAGGCAGGUGGUCCCCAGAGCCCCUCUGGGGGAGCAGGGCCCAGGACCCAGGCCGGGAAAAUGCCCAGCAGGUGUGGUUGUCCCAUGGGCCCUGGGGACACCACCUGCUGCUCCUCACCCUGCCCCACCUCUCCCUCUUUCCUUUCCCGACGGCAUCGAGUGAGGAAAGCCCCUGUGUUCAGACGUGACCUGUGGUCAUUUGAGUCCUUUGAUUUUAUCUCUGCAUCUGAAGGACGGCAUGUAUGGCUCCAUGCCAGGGCCUCUGUCGUACUACCUGGAAGUUGGCGGGGAAUAAAGGAGACCUGCUUGUCUGCG
Molecule: messenger RNA, 3432 nt
Organism: Sciurus carolinensis (gray squirrel)
Lineage: Eukaryota; Metazoa; Chordata; Mammalia; Rodentia; Sciuridae
Gene: Zfr2
Product: zinc finger RNA binding protein 2
Cellular component (GO): precatalytic spliceosome
Molecular function (GO): single-stranded RNA binding; double-stranded RNA binding; zinc ion binding
Source: RefSeq, a predicted model, not a curated record